CGUCAAAUUAACAAUUACCCUCCCUUAAACCCUACGCCAGAACCUUCACCUGAAGUGUCUAAACCUCUUCUUUCUCUCUUUCUCCACCAUCCCAACUUUCUCUGCAAUUUCCCGUCUCAAAUCCUCUAAUCUGCUGCUGCUAUGGAUAAUUCAUUGAACAACAACGACAAGAAGAGUCAGAACACACGCUUCUACGACCCUUACCGUGACCUCAAAGUCCCAAUCAAGAAUCUCUACAACCUCCCAACUUCGCCGGAUAAUCUCUUCCCCGAACUGGCCAAUAGGACCUACCGUCCCUGGAACGAAAAACUCACCUACUACACCGGCAUCGCCUGCCUCACCGGCGCCGUUGGCGGCGGCAUAACUGGCACCCUCGAGGGCAUCAGGGCCGCUGAGCGAGGAGACUCGUUCAAGAUUCGGGUCAACCGAGUCCUCAAUUCGGGGAUUCAGAGGGGGCGCAGGCUCGGAAACUCCCUCGGAUCGUUGGGCUUGAUCUUCUCCGUCACGGAGAGUACGAUCCAGUAUUUCACUGACAGGGAUGACAUGGUUAAUAGCGCCGCCGCUGGGCUCGCCACUGGUGCUCUGUUUAAGGCGGCGGCGGGGCCAAGGUCGGCGGUGAUUGCGGGAGUCCUCGGUGGGAUCGCAGCAGCAGCUACUGUGGCCGGGAAGCAGGCUCUGAGGAGAUACGUGCCGAUAUAGGGAUAGAGAUAGGUUUGAUCUUCAUGAGAAUAGAAUUGGAGAUGAUUGGAAUGUUAGGAUUUGGUGUUUUGGCCUUUUAUUUUAUUUUAUUUUUUUCUUAUCUCUUUUUUGUCUAGUUACUCACUGCAUAAUUUGACGUUGGCAUUUAGCUGCUUGUUAUUGAUUAACAUUUAGUAAAUGUUGAAAUUAGCCCUUC
This is a messenger RNA of Arachis duranensis, 895 nucleotides long. Its product is annotated as mitochondrial import inner membrane translocase subunit TIM23-2. The record is from RefSeq and is a predicted model, not a curated record. Bases 142 to 699 code for a protein of 185 amino acids. Gene Ontology annotation, biological process: protein import into mitochondrial matrix. Gene Ontology annotation, cellular component: TIM23 mitochondrial import inner membrane translocase complex; mitochondrial inner membrane. The transcript has a single exon. Gene Ontology annotation, molecular function: transmembrane protein transporter activity. NCBI's taxonomy places the organism in Eukaryota, Viridiplantae, Streptophyta, Magnoliopsida, Fabales, Fabaceae.